AAGGAGAUAGGCAACACGAAGCAGUUGUGCUGUAGAGAGAGAAAGAAAAUGAAAUAACCAAUUUUGCCAUUUGUUUACAUCUCCAGGCAUAAGGUUUUCUUCUCAAGGCUGAUACUCGAAAGAAAUCCAAAAUCGGCGACCUUUUCACUUCCAGAUUCCUCUUUUUCUCUCGUCUUCUUGCCCUAAUUUCAACCGAAUCUGAGAAUGUCGAGAUAAAAUCUAUCUGGGUUGUUCGGCGAACUGGUACACCGAUGAUGUUUGGUUUCCUUUGGGUUUCGACUUUGGUUAAGCAAACAGGUGGUAUUCAGAUUUCAACCUAGUAUAUACCUGCAGUUUGGUACCGUUGUUUAUUGAUCAUCCUGAGCCAAAAUAGACAAGAUGCUACUUGGCAGAGAGAUUGAGAAUCUGCAUGAUGAUGGUUUCGAUGGUUCAAUAAAUGAGCAUCAUAUUUUCUCACAAAUAUUUCUUGGAAGUAACUCUCAAAAAGCUAGUAAGAGGUGUCUUGUCACUGGAGUUAUUAACUUUGAAAGUGAUCAGGGAAAACCAAGGGCAAAUUCAGCUGUUAUAAGUCAUGGUCACUCAUUUAAUCCGAAGGAUUAUUCAAAUGAAAACUUAGGUGCCGGCUCUUUUCCCAAAGGAUAUGCGUUGACAAUGCAGAAUGGGGUAGGUGUAAAUGGAAAAAGAAUGAAAAUUUCAGGUAAGAAGUCUUCUUCAAAUACUGAAAAUUCUGCAAAAGGUUGUCAAACUGUGACAUGUCGUCUAGUUGAAUCAUCUAGUCAAGGAGUUAGCUCUAGUUCCUUUUUGCUAAAACGACAUUCUGGUUAUGACUCUGAAGAUGAUAAUAUUAAUAGUGAUCCUGUAAAACGUGGGUCAUCAAGCUUAGACACAAGUAACAGGAAAGAGAUUAAUGCUAGUUCAUCUGUUACUGUUCCAAGCAAGUCCGGAUCUCAUCAAUGUACCAAAAAUAUAAAGAAGAAAAGUUCUGCAGCUAAGCGGUACUUGGGAGCAGUUAUGACAUCCUUAUCUAAAGAUUCAACAAAUGAUCCACGAUCUGUCCUACGUCACCAUGUACAGGAAUUCUUAAGAGCAGUAGGAUGGGAGAUUGGGAGGCGCGAUAGACAAGAUAAGGUUCUUGGUGAGUAUCUUUACUUCUCACCCGAUGGUAGAAGGCCCAUUCGUGAAUUUUCAAGGGUCUGGAACUUGUGUGGUGAAAAAUUAUUGGCUGAUGGAGGGGUUGUAGCUCAUAAAAGUGAUAUCAGACAGUGGAAUGAUAUUGACCAGUUUCGGAUUGAUUUGGCAGAUACCUUGAAGAGAGUGAAGGAAGAAUUUGCUUCUGCUGAAACCAGUGCUGCAUUAGCUCGCUGUUGGCUUCUUUUAGACCCAUUUGCGAAUUUGGUUUUCAUUGAUAAGAAACUCGGCAAUAUAAAGUCUGGAAAACUAGUUAAAGAGAAGAGAAGUCCGUUAUUUAACAAAUAUGCUAAGAAGAUUUCGGAAGGUGUCAAUAAUAAUGCAUUGCCAGUCUUUGGAGAAAAUUAUUUGAUGGAUGAUGAACAAUGUAGUGAUGGAGUUUCACUGAAAACCUGCCAUGAUAUUUCAAUUAGUGUUUCCAGAGAAAACAAUUUGUGUUUGCUGGAUAGCCCCAUAUUCAAAGACACUUCGUGUAAAAGGAGAAUUAGUCCGAAUCAGAGGCUAUUCUCAGCUGUUACAUUUGGGAGCCCUCUGGAUCACUCUGAAAUUUCUCUAUACGAUGUACCCAUUACUGAAACUGAUAGAUUUAGCCACGGAAGUUCACUCACAUGUGAAAGACUCAAAUCUGACAUCACUGAGGAAACCAUUCUACAAAUGGAAAACAAUCAUUCUAGGGACUGUUUGGGAAAGUCUGACAACCACACAUUUCUUAAACCCUUUUCUACCAAUGUUACUAAAAUCACACCAAAUGCUGAGUGUUCUAAGAUUUACAAAUUCAAUAAUGUUACAAAUGGAGUUCCUAAGAACCUUUGUGUGCAGAAGAGGUCAGCUAAAUGCCAAUCUGAGGAUGAUGAUCUCUUGAUCUCAGCUAUCAUAAAAAACAAGAGUUUCAGAUCCAUCCCUAUUCAUUCUACACCACAAAAGCCUUCCACUAAAUCAAAAUCUCUCAAGAAGAGGAAGGGCAACAAGGGAAGUUGUAGGCUGCUUCUGAGAAGUAUAGGAAAGAAUGGGAAAUAUACAGAGGAAAAGUGGUACAUGUUCAGCACAAGAACAAUAUUAUCAUGGUUGAUUGGUUCUCGGAUUGUUUCACUCAAUGAUGUUGUACAGUACCGUGACCCAAAAGAUGGUGGUGUGCUCAAAGUCGGGUUAAUUACUCAUGAUGGUAUCUUUUGUUAUUGUUGUAGUAAAGUACUUUCUCUCUCCAAGUUCAAGAUGCAUGCAGGUUUGAGAUCAAAUUACCCGUCCUUAAAUCUUUUCAUGGAGUAUGGAAAACCAUUCACCUUAUGCCAACUUGAGGCUUGGUCAGCUGAAUACAAGGCAAGGAAACCUGUCAUUCGAACUGUUCACGAUGAAGUAAUGGAUCAGAAUGAUGACAGUUGUGGCAUGUGUGGAGAUGUCGGUGAAUUAAUAUGCUGUGAUAACUGCCCAUCUACUUUUCAUCAUCCUUGUUUGAACAUACAGGAGCUCCCUGAAGGCAGCUGGUACUGCUCGCGCUGCACAUGUAGGACUUGUGGUGAUCUUGUAGACAUGACUCUAGAAUCACCUGGUGAAUUGAAAUGUUCACAGUGUGAGCACAAAUACCACAGGACAUGCUUUAAGGGGGAGUCUGUUUAUAAAGAAAUGGCUUAUGACACCUGGUUCUGUGGGCAAAGCUGCCAGGAGGUUUACUCAGGUCUUCAUACCCUUAUUGGAUGUGCUAAAUUCCUCUCUGAUGGCUUCUCUUGGACUCUGCUAAGGUGCAUCCACGAAGAACAAAAAGUUCAUUCCGAUCAACGCAUUAUUGCUUUAAAGGCAGAAUGUAACUCAAAGUUGGCUGUUGCUUUAACAAUCAUGGAAGAAUGCUUUCUUCCCAUGGUAGACCCCCUGACUGGAAUAGACAUGAUACCCCAUUUAGUAUACAGCUGGGGAUCAGAAUUUGCUCGGCUAGACUACCGUGGAUUUUACACAGCAACCCUUGAGAUGGAUGACAUUGUGACUGCCGUGGCAUCAAUCAGGGUCCAUGGAGUUAGAGUUGCAGAAAUGCCUCUUAUUGCAACAUGCAGCAGAUACCGUCGACAAGGAAUGUGCCGGCGUCUCAUGGAUUGCAUUGAAAAGAUGCUAAAAUCCUUAAAAGUUGAGAAACUGGUGAUAUCUGCCAUUCCCAGUUUACUUGAGACAUGGGUGAAUGGUUUUGGCUUCCAACUUAUGGAAGACAGUGAAAGGAGAAGUUUGAGUGACGUGAAUCUGAUGGUUUUUCCUGGAACCUUAUGGAUGAAGAAACACAUCCACAAUACUGAAACAGACUACCUACAAGCAGGAUCAUGCAGUCUAUCGUCUCCAGAAGCGAAAGGUUCUCCUCAGAUAAUGGUCGAUUGCCAAACAAGCUUGGAACCGUCAUGUGAAAAACAAGCUUUAAGGGAAUGUUGUGGUAAUGAUAAGGAACUAACGACAAUUAGUGUUGUAGAAGGAGAGCUGAUGGUUGUUGAUGAUGAAGAAGAUGGUUGUGGUGAUAGAGAACUACCUCCUUCUAGUGAAAAGAUUGAGGAAUCUUGUAAUUUUCAAGAUAAUGCUGAAUUUUGUAUGGAAACAAAUAUUUAAAAUAAAUAUGGAAGUGUAGGUAUUAUGGAGGUGGGCAUUUGGGUUGGCACAGCCCAACACGGAAGGAGCCCAUAUGAACUGUAUUGUGCUACGGGCCAAGACGUCCUGAACUGUGGUGUAUCGCGAUGGGCUUUGUUUUUGUAGUACGGGUCGACACGGUGUCAUGGCCUAUUCCCCAUGCGUGGUAGCCAAACCAGCUCCCUAGGGCCUGUUUGUUUUUUGUGGAUUUUGGGGAAACUUGAAAUUUAAUUUUAUGAGGGAAAAUUGUUUAUAAAUAACACUGCAAAAUUUAUAUAUAUUUACCUUGCAAAAUUUUAGUUAUUAUCUUCUCUAAAAUCUCAUUUUGUUCAUGCAAAUUGCAAUUUGUGUUAGAAAUGGUAGACUUGCCUCCUAUUCUUGUAUUGUUAUAUUUAGUUACUAGUUAUGUGUUUAA
This is a messenger RNA of Impatiens glandulifera, 4198 nucleotides long. RefSeq names its product increased DNA methylation 1-like. The coding region runs from base 379 to 3765 and encodes 1128 amino acids. The record is from RefSeq and is a predicted model, not a curated record. Gene Ontology annotation, molecular function: acyltransferase activity, transferring groups other than amino-acyl groups. NCBI's taxonomy places the organism in Eukaryota, Viridiplantae, Streptophyta, Magnoliopsida, Ericales, Balsaminaceae. The transcript is spliced from 10 exons.